Messenger RNA from Malus domestica (apple), 1107 nucleotides. Its product is annotated as putative transcription factor bHLH086. The record is from RefSeq and is a predicted model, not a curated record. Lineage: Eukaryota; Viridiplantae; Streptophyta; Magnoliopsida; Rosales; Rosaceae. Gene Ontology annotation, biological process: regulation of DNA-templated transcription. Gene Ontology annotation, molecular function: DNA-binding transcription factor activity; protein dimerization activity.
ACUUGAUCAUCAAGUUUAGUAGUUUACUUUAGCAUCAUUCUCCACUCUCUCUCUCUCUCUCUCUCUCCCUCUCCCUAGAAAUGGCACUAGCCAAGGAUAUUAGAAUGCCUACUCCUCAUGACUCAUGCACUCAUGAUUCCCUUCAAGUUUCAGAUCUUUCGAAUGGAUUUGUGUUUAGAGCCCCAUCUAGUUACCAACCUGAUCAGCUUAUUAACUUCAAAAGUGGGUACUACAACAGUGGUGAAUCUCUGCUUAGUUUUGAUAAAAACAAGCAGAAUUCUCAAAGCAUUUACUUGAACAGUAGUGCCAGCAAAGAUAACUGCGACAGUGAUUUGCAUCAUGGUAGUUACAGCCAGUGGAAUCAGACGACUGGCAUCGGCGAUCAUAGCCUUUUGGGGGAUUUGAAUUGGUUUCAGACGGCUAGCAAUUACAGCAGCUCCAUCCACAGCAUAUCAAAAGAAGACCAUGGAGAUCAUGAGGCUUAUGGAUGGACAUACUCUGAGGCAACUGAUUACUUCCAGCAAUCAGACGAGCAAGAAGCAGGCUUUCACAAGCGUCCCAUUACGGGAGAGAGCAUGCAACCUUCAAAGAAGCAAUGCACUAGUGCAACUAAGAAGCCCAAACCCAAGUCAUCGACAAGUGCUUCAAAGGACCCCCAAAGUAUUGCAGCCAAGAAUCGACGAGAGCGGAUUAGCGAGCGGCUUAAGAUACUGCAAGAACUGGUUCCUAAUGGCUGCAAGGUUGAUUUGGUGACCAUGUUAGAGAAAGCGAUCAGUUAUGUUAAAUUUCUUCAAUUGCAAGUCAAGGUGUUGGCAACUGAUGAAUUUUGGCCGGUUCAAGGUGGGAAAGCUCCUGAUAUUUCUCAAGUGAAGGAAGCCAUUGAUGCCAUCCUCUCAUCUUCUCAGAGAGACACAAGUUCAAGCUCGAAGUAAUCGUUGAUUAGUACUUGAAAAUGAUGCAUAAUUAAGCUAGAAAAAUAUAUAAAAAUAAAAACAAGAGCAACUAUAUAUGUAGGCAAAGGAAAAGCGUUGCCAUACAAGGAAGUUGGCAAUGAAUUAAGAAUUAUAACCUGUAUUUUUGCUUUAAUUAUGAAAUGUUGUGAUCUAA